Messenger RNA from Cetraspora pellucida, 809 nucleotides. The record is from the annotation of a GenBank genome assembly. NCBI's taxonomy places the organism in Eukaryota, Fungi, Glomeromycota, Glomeromycetes, Diversisporales, Gigasporaceae.
GAGGUGACGUAGAAGAUAAAAAGACUGAAUACCAUCGAUAUAAAAGCGAUUUGAUUGUUAUAAAGAAUCAUUAUUCUGAAACUACCAAAAUCGGGAGGCAACUUACACGUAAUCUUUCUUUUCUUUAUAAUGAUGUUGAUAAAAAAUCACGAUUUAUAAACGUUUUAUGGGAUUUACAAAUGGAGAGACAAGCUAUCCAAGAUCAAAACGAGUUGAAUAACGAAAUUAGCCUUGAACGCGUUAGUAACGCUUAUUUGGAUAUCAGAAAUCAAGACCACAAAUUGCGAGAAAUAACUACAAAACAAAUCGAAAAUUUGGUGGAAUAUGUAACCGGACAAAAACGACCUUGCGAUGGAGAAUUAUCACCAAACAAAUUCAAAACUGUCAGUACGGAAAUUGAGUCAAUUCAUAAUGAAUCGUUAUCUGAUUCAAGACAAAAAAGGGAAAAGAUUCCAUCAAAAAUUAUUAAUGAAAUAAAUGAACAAGUAAUGAUUAAUGAGGAAACGUCAAACAGGGUUGGAUUAGUCCGUCCGUCUGCCCUAGUCUCUAAUAUGACUGGUCCUAACGCUAAUAGUAUCUCUAUUGGUUCAGUCACUCUUAAGACCGAUCCGACCCUACUUUCUAGUAACUGUUUUAACAGCUUUUCUAAUGAUAACUUAACUUAUAUGAAGAAUGAAGAUGUCUUUCAUAACACAAAAAAUAUCCCGCUUACGAAUGAUUCCUCCGAAACUUUUUCACAAACUUUGUUCUCAACUGAUAAGAAAUCAAAUUCGGAGACGACUCCACCACGUUUAUUUGAAGCGACUUAA